Molecule: messenger RNA, 729 nt
Organism: Closterium sp. Naga37s-1
Lineage: Eukaryota; Viridiplantae; Streptophyta; Zygnematophyceae; Desmidiales; Closteriaceae
Source: the annotation of a GenBank genome assembly
AUGGCAGUGGCGGACAGGCUGAUGGGCGUGCAGGUGGUGGCGCUGAGCGAGCUGGCAGUGGGGGAAGCCAAGGACUUUGAGUUGCUUAAGUUGAUGGGCGUGCAGUUGGUGGCGCUGAGCGAGCUGGCAGUGGGGGAGGAGAAGGACUUUGAGCUGCGCCUGGCGCCGCGCUUCAGCGACCUGGGGGGGGGACAGUCGGGGGGGAGGAGCCGAAGGGACAUCGGGAGUGUGUGCUUCCGCCUGCUGUACAACCCUCUGGGUGAGAACGAGGCCCCCCCACCAAUGGACGCGGAGGAGAUGCAGGAGGAGGAGGCGGAGGCGUUCCCCGAGUGGGUGCCGGUGGGGGGCGGGCUGCUGCGCGUCAUUCUGAAGCGCGGCGAGGGGUUGGAGGCACGGCACCACGCCAACCCGUUUGUGGUGCUGCGCUUCCGAAACCAGGAGUGGCAGAGCCAGGAGGCGGUGGGGUACUGUGAGAUACAGCUGAGCGAUGUGGUGAUCAACGGGCGAAUCAACGACCUCUACCCUCUCAUCGACUCCAAGGGGCAGCUCCAGCUCGAGCUACAGUGGCACCGCCGUACCGACGCCUCUCAGGUCGCAGAAGAGACGUCGCUUGCCACCCGCGUGGGCCAGAUGAUACAGCAGACGGCGGUGGGGAAUAUAAUCACGCAGACGGUUAAUCGGAUGGAGAACGCUUCAGAGGAGGUCAAGGCACGCUGGCAGCAGCCAUAG